Molecule: messenger RNA, 10549 nt
Organism: Seriola aureovittata
Lineage: Eukaryota; Metazoa; Chordata; Actinopteri; Carangiformes; Carangidae
Gene: mink1
Product: misshapen-like kinase 1
Exons: 32
Coding region: 1271-5173 (1300 amino acids)
Biological process (GO): protein phosphorylation
Molecular function (GO): ATP binding; protein kinase activity
Source: RefSeq, a predicted model, not a curated record
AUCAAGGCAGGGAGUGGGAGGGAGGAGGGAGGACUUGGGAAGCAAAACAUGGCGAUAUAACAAGUUUGGCUGUUAGCCUCAGUUUUAAACAGCACCGUAUCUUUCAGUGUUGGACUACAACUACAAGUUCAUAAAUUCUGGACGCUGGAGAACGAAAGCAACGCUUAACUUGAAAGAGUCGAGGGCCCCAGUUGACAAGUAUUACGGUGGCUGGCGAGAACAUAGUGCCUGCCUGUCUGCCUGUGUUUUCCCCGGAAGGUUGGCAGUGCUAGGCGCGACUGUCAACACAGAAAAUGGAUGAAGAAGGAAAGUUUAUUCUGGAAAAGACUGUUUAGUGUGCUAGCUUAGCUACGUUAGCCACCCAGUUAACAUUCGAUUGAUCGCGCGCACCUGACUCGGCAUUCGGAUUACCGUGCGCUCCGGCUGAAAAUAAGGAAUAUUUAAGUCGUGUUAACAAGUUUGACAACUGCUGCCGCAAAGAAUCGUAUUUCAGACGAGGCCAUUAUUCUUUAUUUUCUGCACUUAUUCCAUAGUAAUAUUCCGGGAGGACAUAUUUUUAAGGCUAAUAAUGUCAGCCUGACAGUCGGUUCUGGUACGGUGCGGACGGACCCGGACGCCAUCACAUCAGACGUUGCGUUCUCCUUAAAAACAACCAUUGCGUUGCUGAGCCGUAAAUGUUAUUUUAUACUCUAUCAGCAUAACAAGGAAUGCUCCAGUGGCACACCAGACCUAUCUGGUAGUUUUUCCCCUUGAGACGCGUCAUUUGAUCAAAUACAACAUUAGCUGGAAUGUUGUACAGUAGCAAAGACGCGGCGUCUCGUCAAAAUGAACGCAGCAAGGUGUUCAACAACAGUGGAGGUGCACUGCAUUGAAAACCUGCCAGUAGUUGGAACGGUACCGAUGACCGGCUAACGGCGUCGUGAACAGUUUGUUGAAAUCUCUUAUUUAACUUGAAUGUGCUUUGAUCAGAUAGUGUUACCGGCAUCUCUGUAAAACAACUGCGGAUAACAUUGUAGCUCUCGGCUAGAGUUGACGUGAGCUAGCCAGCUGGGUGCGCCUGUGGCAGCUCUAUCUGCGAUGUGUUUGCUAAUCUAAAAGCCACCGUGUUGUUCCGCAACUGUUUCGGCAUAUUUGGUAGCCCGUUUGCAAUAUUUUAUCUUGAAAGACAACCCCUUUCAAGCUUGUCUAAGCAGCCAGCGAAUUUUUUCCCAAAUACUUCUUGUCAAAUAACUGGCUAACUUGUUAGCUAACGUUAUAAGUUUCGCCAGCUAUGUCUGAAAACGCCCCCACACGAAGCCUGGAUGACAUAGACCUCGCAGCCCUGAGGGAUCCAGCUGGAAUCUUUGAGCUGGUUGAGGUUGUCGGCAAUGGGACAUAUGGGCAGGUGUACAAGGGCCGUCACGUGAAGACGGGCCAGCUGGCUGCCAUCAAGGUGAUGGAUGUUACGGAGGAGGAGGAAGAGGAGAUCAAAGCAGAAAUCAACAUGCUGAAAAAAUACAGCCACCACCGCAACAUAGCCACGUACUACGGUGCCUUUGUUAAGAAGAGUCCACCAGGGCACGAUGACCAACUCUGGCUGGUGAUGGAGUUUUGUGGGGCAGGAUCAGUGACCGACCUGGUUAAAAACACUAAGGGCAGCUCUCUAAAGGAGGACUGGAUUGCUUACAUCUGCAGAGAGAUCCUAAGGGGCCUUUCUCACCUCCACGCCCAUAAAGUCAUCCACAGAGACAUCAAGGGCCAGAAUGUGCUGCUAACAGAGAAUGCAGAGGUCAAACUUGUUGAUUUUGGGGUCAGUGCUCAGUUGGACAGGACCGUUGGCCGUAGGAACACCUUCAUUGGCACACCAUACUGGAUGGCACCUGAGGUCAUUGCCUGUGAUGAGAACCCUGACUCCACCUAUGACUACAGGAGUGAUAUCUGGUCCUUGGGGAUCACAGCUAUUGAGAUGGCAGAGGGUGCACCUCCCUUGUGUGACAUGCACCCGAUGAGAGCCCUCUUCCUGAUUCCGAGGAAUCCCCCUCCGAAACUUAAAUCCAAAAAGUGGUCCAAGAAAUUCAUUGACUUUAUAGAGGGCUGUCUCGUGAAGACCUAUCCCAGCCGACCGUCCACAGAACAGCUGCUGAAGCACUCCUUCAUCAGGGACCAGCCCACUGAGCGCCAGGUCCGAAUUCAGCUGAAAGACCACAUUGACCGUACACGCAAGAAAAGGGGAGAAAAAGAAGAGACAGAGUAUGAGUAUAGUGGUAGUGAUGAAGAGGAUGAAAAUCGUGGAGAUGACCGAGAGUCAAGUUCAAUCCUCAAUGUGCCCGGUGAGUCCACCCUUAGACGGGACUUCCAGCGUCUGCAGCAGGAGAACAAAGAGCGCUCGGAGGCUCAUAAGAGGCAGCAGGCCCAACUGGCUGCUCAGCGCCGAGACCCUGAGGAACACAAGAGGCAACUGUUGCAUGACCGACAGAAACGCAUUGAAGAGCAGAAGGAACAGCGACGCAGACUUGAAGAGCAACAGAGAAAAGAGCGAGAGAUGGUGAGGCAGCAAGAAAAAGGUCCCCACCGGAGACUUGACGAUAUGAGACGGGAGGAAGAUAGAAGGUUGGCUGAGAGGGAGCAGGAGUUUAUCAGACAUAAAUUAGAAGAAGAACAGCGGCAGUUAGAAAUCCUUCAGCAGCAGUUGCUUCAGGAGCAGGCAUUGCUGAUGGAGUAUAAGCGCAAGCAGCUGGAGGAACAGCGUCAGUCAGAGAGGCUACAGAGGCAGCUGCAGCAGGAGCAUGCCUACCUGGUGUCUCUGCAACAACAGCAGCAAGAGAAGAAGCCCCAGCUCUACCACUAUAACAAAAACCUGGAGCCCAACAACAAACCUACUUGGGCUCGUGAGGUGGAGGAGAGGAGUAAACUCAACAGACAGGGCUCACCCAAAAUCUGCACCACUGUCUCUGACACUGCUAUCCAGUCACGCUCUGACUCAAUCAGCCAGUCAGGAGUGGUCCAGUCUGCUCAGACCCCACCAAUGCAGAGGCCUGUAGAACCCCAAGGAGGACAGGGCAAGUUCCAGAUGGCUCACUUGGUUCCUCUGAAGCCUUAUGCUGCCCCUGUCCCUCGCUCCCAGUCCCUCUGUGACCAGCCCACUAAGACCAUGUCCGCCUUCCCCACCCAGGAUCCCUCCCUCACCCCCGCCCCCCGCCCCAUCCACUCUAGAGAGCUGGUGCGUCAAAACUCAGACCCCACCUCUGAAACCCCCGCACCACAGGCACACCAAAUCAGAGAAGAUCGCGGCCCCUGGAUCCGCCUGCCAGAUGUGGAACUCCCACCCAAAAUUCCACAGAGGACAGCAUCAAUUGCCACAGCUCUCAACACUAACCUGACAUCUGGCAUAAGGCAUCCAGUAAGAGCCAGCAAUCCAGAUCUCAGCCGCAAUGAUCGCUGGGAGAGAGGAGACAGUAUGAGCAUCAUAUCCAAUCUGCCCCAGACUGGCUCUCUAGAGAGGCAUCGCAUCCUCAGUUCCUCCAAAAUGGAUUCACCCAUUCUCUCCCACGAAAGUCGCCAUAAGCCAGGGGAGUCUCGCACCUCCUCCCGCCCUGGGCGCCCUGCUAGUUACAAGAGAGCUAUAGGGGAGGACCAUGGUCUCUUUGCCAAGGAGCGUGCUGAGGAACAGCCAAGGCCACCAGUCAAGGCCAAUGAUUAUUCCUCGUCCUCUGAGAGCAGUGAGAGUAGUGAGGAGAGUGAGAGUGGCGAGGGAGCAGAGGAGGAAGAAAGCCCCACAGAUCGUCACAGGGACGCAGACACUGAUUCAGUCAACACCAUGGUGGUUCAUGAAGACGAAGGCGAGGGGGGAGAUGGAGAGCAAGCUGGAGGGUAUGGGGAUCAGACAAUGCUGGUGCAGAGGACCCCAGAGAAGCGGAGCCAUAAUGGAUACACUAACUUGCCAGAUGUGGUGCAGCCCUCCCACUCCCCCACUGAUUCAGCCACUCACUCUUCCCCUGGGAAGGACUCUGUUUAUGACUAUCAGUCAAGAGGUUUGGUUAAAGCAUCUGGCAAGUCCUCCUUCACCACCUUCGUGGAUCUUGGCAUGUACCAGUCACCUGGAGGUACAGGGGAUAACAUCUCUGUCACUAGCUCCAGGUUUGAGCAGCUGAAGAUGGAGGUGAGAAAAGGAUCCAUGGUGAAUGUCAAUCCCACCAACACACGCCCCCCCAAUGACACACCUGAGAUCCGCAAGUACAAGAAGAGAUUUAACUCUGAGAUCCUGUGUGCUGCACUUUGGGGUGUGAACCUGUUGGUGGGCACAGAGAACGGUUUGAAGCUGCUGGACCGUAGUGGUCAGGGCAAGGUUUACCCCCUCAUCAACUCCCGCAGAUUCCAACAGAUGGACGUCCUGGAGGGCCUCAACCUGCUCAUCACCAUAUCAGGCAAGAAAAACAAGGUGCGUGUGUACUACCUGGCCUGGCUGAGGAAUAAGAUCCUCCACAAUGACCCUGAGGUGGAGAAAAAGCAAGGCUGGACCACUGUGGGGGAAAUGGAGGGCUGCGUGCACUACAAAGUGGUGAAAUAUGAGAGGAUAAAGUUCCUGGUGAUCGCUUUGAAGAAUGCAGUGGAAGUGUAUGCUUGGGCACCCAAACCUUAUCACAAAUUCAUGGCCUUCAAGUCUUUUGCAGACCUGCCACACAGGCCUGUCCUCGUUGACCUAACAGUGGAGGAGGGUCAGAGGUUGAAAGUCAUCUAUGGCUCUUGCGCUGGUUUCCAUGCCAUUGACGUGGACUCUGGAAACAACUACGACAUUUAUAUCCCUGUACAUAUCCAGAGCCAUGUGACGCCACACGCAAUUGUGUUCCUGCCCAGCUCAGAUGGCAUGGAGAUGCUGCUGUGCUACGAAGACGAGGGUGUCUAUGUCAACACCUACGGACGCAUCAUCAAGGACGUGGUCCUGCAGUGGGGAGAGAUGCCCACGUCUGUUGCUCAUAUCUGCUCGAAUCAGAUCAUGGGCUGGGGAGAAAAGGCCAUUGAGAUCCGCUCCGUGGAGACUGGACACCUGGAUGGUGUCUUCAUGCACAAAAGAGCUCAGAGGCUUAAGUUCCUUUGUGAGAGAAAUGACAAGGUGUUCUUUGCAUCAGUGCGGUCUGGCGGCAGCAGCCAGGUGUACUUCAUGACCUUGAACAGAAACUGCAUCAUGAACUGGUGAAGGACCAGCUGCUCUGGUCAGUGUGUGGAACCCAGCAGGGUUUGGAGAAGGAAGUGCAUCUGAAAAUUCUUGCAAACGCAUGCACACAAACGCGAACACUUCUCUCACUUUCUCUCCAGUUCACUCUCACACAUGCACUCUAACAGACAAACACACACACACGCACACGCACACACACACACACACACACACACACACACACAAACAAACACAAAGAAUAUCUAACUUCAUUCCAGCCUACACUCCUUAAGUCACACUUUCUACCGAGGCCCCCUGAUAACAUUCUCCCUGGAAUCAUCACGAAAAAACACUGAUGUGCUUCAAAUGUUAAUACCAUCUAUUAAUUUAUACUGUAUAUAUUCUUGUCUUGAUUUACUUUACUUGGUGGACCUGUGUUCAGUCGUAACUAUUUAGUUCCUAAUUGUGAAGUAUGUUAAAAACAUUCCUUGAUGGUUCUGCAGUACAUUUUGAGGAAGGCAUUAUUUACCAAUACUGUAUGUCAAAAUGAAGCUGUAAAUAGUUAGCACCUGACACACUUAGAUCUGAGUCAUUUGCAGGCCUCUCGUAUAGCCUCCAUUCAGUGUGUUGCCACUGGACACAUGGAUAAAUAAUAAAAUGCUGGAACACCCAUCUGCAGUGGCUGGUGGUUCCCCGUUGUUUUGGGGAUUUCACAAUUUCAGGAAGACUUAGAGGAAGGACUUAAUAUAAAAAAUAUUGUAAAGGGACAUUCAAGUCCAAAUAAAGUAGCUUGUGCUACAGUAGACAGUGACCUGAAGUCCUGCUCUCAAUAACUUUUUUUUUUGUUCUGGCCUGAAUGGCAAAUUAUGUUGCAACUCUUAAUCACAGCAAGUAAGCCUUGAAUGCUUCAAAAGCAAAAUAAAUUUCAGUUUAAAAACAAAUAGAUAAUAAUUAAAAAAACAAUCAAAAGUCUCAUAAAUGUGCAGUACUCAGAAUAAGUACUGUGAAAUCUCCUGCUUUGCCUUUUUUUUCUAUGGUUUACGUGAAACCAUUAAUUGACUCAUCAGGCUUGUAUCUAAAGUUUUUGUUUUCGUAGAUUUACAAAAUACAAAAAUUUGAUAUUUAUAUGUAGUGAUUCUGUAUUGGUAUUAGCCUACUGGUAUUCUUAAUUUUACUGUAAUUAUAUUGCCAUUAUAUUGCAAUAUAUUCUAUUCUUGUGGAGUCUUUGUUUGAAGAGGAGAGUUCAUGUAUUUAGCUAGUACUAGUUAGGGGAGUAUGGUGACAACUUUGGAGGACAGAGGGGUGGGACAUUUGUCAGUAAAGGAUGACAUUGGAGAAAUGCAGAAGGAGGGUCUCGCUGAGAUUAUAGUGAUGAAGGGAGAUCAUUUUCAGGGUUCUUUCACCCUCCAACCAUAGUGAUCUACUCUACUGUAUUAUAUUUCAGUUCUUGGGCUAUUUUUGUUAGUGUGGAUCUUUUUGUGAGAAGUGUUUGUCCUGGGGAUUGCAGUGGAAAAGCUCUUAGUGUGGUACAGUUCUUAUUUGUCUUGGGCCAGUGGAAAGAUUUAAUGUAGGGCGACUCUGCAAUACCACAGAGGACUCCAUCUCAUCAGGCACUUGAGAACACUUGAGACUCAAUAUAUUUCAUAUCUAUACAUUCUGCCAAAGUUCACAGCAUAUUCUGUUGUUGGGGUAUGAACCAAGGCCAAAGGCAAAAGAGUUUAUUUGGCGACUAUAGAGAUUUUAGAAGAAACUAUUCCUACUGAUCACUAACCAGUUUCCUUUGAGUGUAUAAAUCCAAAGAAUUAACUGGCUUUUCAGGAUGACUAUGGUAUUAUGCUUUAAUAGCUGCUUGGGAUUGCUUAGAUAGAUCUGGACUCUCUGUUUGUUAGUAGUGCACAUAUUCCCCCUCCCCUUUUCUUUAGAAGAAUCAAGUGUGUGUUUCCUUUCGGCAGCUGCAUAAGGGAGAUAUUGUGCUCUCAUACACCAGGCAGUACGGUAGAAGUAUUAGGCAGCAUUAUCAGGAAGUAGCCUGGUGGGUUUUUUUUUUUUGUCAGCAGUUGGUAGAUCAACACAUGAAUCAGGCUUUGUGUUCAGUGUUUGAUUACAGUGUGGUUACAACAACACUGUGCUGCCACACCAAGAUGGUUUUACUCACUCCUAUCAUGCAUCUAAUCAGCAUGGAGUUGUGGGGAAAGUUAGAUCUGCCUAUAAAUAAAUGCUGACAUGUUGAUGUUAAAAGAAUGCAACUGUAAAGUUUUUGUGAAACUGCCAUUAUGAAAAGCUUUUGGAUGUUAUAAAAGGAAUCUUGGCAAGUGAUCAGUGGGAUAGUCUGCUUAAAGUCACGCUUUAAGCUAAGGAGAUAUAUUUUAUGCAUUGAAAAAAGAAAGCUAUUAAGAAUGCAGUGAAAAGUCAGGGCAGAGAGCGUUUAAUCAAAGAUUAUAUAAAUAGAUGGUUAAUUUUACGGUAAGAUUAUAAAACAAACUGUAAAUGAGCAUGGAAAGCACUUUCACUUCAGUAAACACACAUUUACGAAUAUAUCUCGAGCAGAUACUUUGGUGUGCAUGUAAGCCAUUGAAAUAGAGUAUGUAUUACUGUAUCAAAGUUGUUUUCCCCUUUAGCGAAUGUGUUUUUAUUCCUACAUAUGUUGUGUGCCAUGACCUACAUUUCAGUUUUCUCAAUUACAAUACACCAGGUUGUUCCAUGAGUUCUGGCACUCAUUCUUUUUAUGGGCAAAUCAUUUUUUUAAUUUUUUUUUUCCAAUCUGCCAUGUUUACAGUUUAAGCAGUGCCUUGGAGUUGGGAAGGCGAGAAGUUUUAGGAUGGGUUGUGAGCCCCCCAGCCCCCUACCCCACUUGUCUCUUACUUGAAAUCAAAUGAAGAAGAGGCACAACUAUUUUUGCUCCCUCAUUAUGACUAAUGUUCUGUGCCAGUUAAGUGCACUUAAGUCAAAUCCAGAAGACCCCGUAGAGGGACUUGAAAUGCUUUUUUGGCACCUAAAACGAUCUGCAGAUGAUUAUCCAUUCAGAAAGUUGCAAUAACAAAUAAGUUAAUAAAUGUCCAAUUAAUCCAGUGUAACUAGUAGAGGAUCUUAUCACAGUGGGAGCCAGCAUAGAGAAAAGCCAUACGUAGGAAACAUGUUUGUAGAAGAAAACUUAGUACUUGUGCACAGAUCAAAUUAAACUGUGUUUGAUGUCUGCUCAGAAAAUGUAGGUUCUUGCAACAAAGUUGAGGUAAAUGCUUAUUCUUUAAUGAUGUUGAUUGUUUAAUCUUGUAGUGGGGAAAGUAGCUCGAUAUAUUCUAAGAAGCCUAUUUUAUAAAAUAUGUAAAUUAGCCUAUAUUGAGAAAUAAAAGUGAAUGUACAUCUAUAAGACAGAUUUGUAUUUAUAUAAAAAUGUGUACCACUCUAUUAAUCAAAGCACAAUGUAUUUAAGGCAGAGAGAUUGAAGCUGUAAUCGAGUAUAACAGAGAGAUGGAGUUUUAUUUUCCUCAUUCACUCAGCAGUCGUCGAACUUGUCAGUAUGUAACCAGUCUAACUAGUUGGUUAUAGUGAAGCGAGUAGUCCGCACAGACAGAUGUCUGUAUGUGGACAGUGUCAGUUACUACAGCAUUUCUGUUGGGUUAUCCAGACAGAAAAAUAAUGUCUGUCGUCUGGUAACCAGAAGAGCCAACUUUGGCUGUGAUUCAAACACGCGCGGUGACUCAUAGAUUGGUGUUGGACUCUCGACGUCUGGUGUAAAUUGCCUAUGUGGGUGUGACAGGCUUUUAAUAUGCUCAGGUGACGACAGGCAUCAUCACACAGGUGGCACAGUGGUGACGCGAUGGGCAUAAUGGCCUUUGUUGUGAGGUUACUGGCUCUUGGCUUUGGGAUUUUAUUACGGAACACAGACAGACCCUUGAUAAAUUUAGUUUUAUACAUUUUUGUCAUCAUGAUAUGAAGUUGAGGUGACAACACUAAGUAGAGUUGUCGGACAUUUCCCCUGCCAUUUUGUUUGCUGCCUCCUAGCUUCACUGCACUUAAUAACAAAGAAUUUAAUGUUGCAAAAAUUAUUUUUGAAAACAAUUUGAAACUGUCUCUUAAUUCAAAUUAAAUGUACAGACACUGAUCUCUCUUUUUUGAUAACAUUUAACUUUUGAAUUAUAAUUAAACUUAACAUUUAAUGACACUGACGUGCAGAGUGCCCACAAUACGCUCAGAUUUGUGUGAUAAAAUGUAAUUAAAAGGGUACUCCACUGAUUAGGCAUUGGUCCUCUGGAACAUUGUCUGUCUCAUGAUAACAGUUAAAAAAAAAUAUAGAUCAAAAUUGAUGCAGCAGAACCAGAGAGAUUCGAGAUAUUUUAGUCUUGAGCCCAACCAGUUUAUCAGAUUUCACGCAGUUCUCUCUGGAUCCACAAAAGGCUUUCAACAACUUUUUCCACAAGACCUGUAAAAAGUUUGUUGUGCAAAAUUGGUGGAGUUGUCCUUUUCUUAUGUUGUCUUAUUUUCAUGCAGCAGAAAUUCCUACAGCGGGUUGCAGUAUAUAAAACAGAAGAGUAGUUCUGAUUGAUUCCUCUAUAAGCACCUUAAUGUAUGAAAGUGCUUUUUCAUUUCAUGCCAAGAGCCAUUGAAGAUGUGAACCUCACAACUCUUUAGUUUUAGGGAAGAUUUGUGUCAGAUUUGACAGCAGAAUUCAUGUAACCUGGCUCUGAAAAGCCGAGACGCACAAAGUUUCUCAUCAGAAAGAAAGACACACUGCUGAGUUGUAGGUGGAGCGCUGAAGGUGUAGAUGACAUUUCUUUUUUAUAAGCAAUACAAGCAUUUGAACAAAUCAAAACCAUGGCUGUCCAUCUCAGUGUGACUUGCAGGAAGUGAUUGGUCAGUGGCCUUUGGCAAGCUGAAUGUUGGCUGGUUUGUGUGUCGCUUGUUACAGAAACUGUUCUGUACUUUUUGUUUGUAAUCACAAGAAAUACUACUUCUCUGUGUCAGUUUAACACAGUCACCUGUUGGGAUGCUUGUUCUUGUUUUGCUGUAGUGAAAUCCCAGAAACUGCCUUUAUGAACUUUUACGUAUUGAUAAAUGGAUGAUAGCUGAUAUUCUGAUGAGGCACUCCUCUCUAAUAGCUUAUACUUCUAAUCAAUAGCGUAUGAAUGGAAUAGCAGCUGUAGCUGGGAGUGAGGCAGAUCAGACUUGGGGAGCUCAAAAAUGACGUGGAUCUUUGGACAGAACUACAAUAUCUAUUAUUCUUUUUCAAUAACUUUUUUUUAAAGACGGUAAACAUCUUUGCAAUGUUUUAGUGUGUGCGCGCGCGUCUGUGUUACUUGUGAGAGGUUAACUCCAGAUUGUAUUUCAUAGACUGAUAAACUUUAAACUUUCAAAGGAUUGUGUUGAAUGAAUUCAUGUCUUAAUACAGAAUUGUUUGAAAAAUAAAAUACCUUGAUCUCA